Messenger RNA from Anguilla rostrata (American eel), 2058 nucleotides. RefSeq names its product osteoclast stimulatory transmembrane protein-like. Gene Ontology annotation, cellular component: membrane. The coding region runs from base 588 to 1937 and encodes 449 amino acids. NCBI's taxonomy places the organism in Eukaryota, Metazoa, Chordata, Actinopteri, Anguilliformes, Anguillidae. The transcript has 4 exons. The record is from RefSeq and is a predicted model, not a curated record.
UUUUUAGGGGAACUUGUCUGCUGCCACACAGACCAACAAACGCAACAGCAAAACUAACAGACAGUGCCAGGGUGAUAUUUAGCUUUUUUUUUUUUUUUUGCUUCAUUUGCAGUAAUGAACAUAAAUUGAGUGACACGCCUACUCACCUGUUACUGUACUUUUUAUCCUCCGAACAUUAUGAAGUCCUGAGGAAUACCUGCUUUGCAUAAAUUGUGAGUUUAUAUCUGCUGCCACACAGAAGAAGUUCUGUCUAAAAAUUGCCUGGUUAUUGAAAAGGGGAAACCAAGUAAUGUUUUCUACACCUUAUAUGGUUUGCCAUAAAACAUGACCAAUCAAUGGACAGUAUUCGAAACUUCAGGAAACAAUGAGAUCAUUUCUAAAUGUCUCAUGAAUUAUACAUUACACUCUCCUACAUAAGAGUGUUUACAGGAAGUUUUUUCCUCCCCUCCUUCUGACUGGAGACAUUUUCAUAUUAACGUGCAACUGACAAAGACCAAAAAGUAGUAGCAUUGUUCCUGCUCUGGAAUUUCUCAGUAUAACUUUGAAGGUUCCUGUUGUGGAUCACUAUAGGAUCAAAGUGUGGAAGGAUGGCCCAAUCCUUAAGGUUUCUUAUGUCGUCCUUUCUAAGAAAGACAAAGGUGGCUUUGCAUUUCACGUGGGAUGUGUACUGCAAACUGACACCUUGCAACUUCAAAGAGAUGGUUGGUCUCUUCUUCCUCUGCAUUGCAAUUGCAGUGUCCACUGCAGGUCUGCUGUACACAUGGAUGUCCUUCACACUGAAGUAUGAUCCUUACUCAUCCCUCAUUGUAGCAGUGGUAUGGGGCUCCAUCCAGGUCCUGGUACUCUACCUUGUCCACCCAUUUCGCUGUGCAUGCACUAUCAUUAUACCAUCACUGGGCACUAAGCAAGGUCGCAAGAUACUUCUUUCAGUUGCACUUACAAUGUCAGUGACCAGCUCCAUACCAAACAUGGCGAGUAACGUUUCGUCCGUAGUCCACAUGAUCCAAUGCUCCAGCAAGGUGACUGUUCAGAAUAUUGUGAACUCCACAUCCAUGAUGACCUCUACCCUGUCAGACAUGAAGGGCUUUUUCCAAACCAUUCCAGAUCUCAAACAAACCUCAUCCAUAUUAGACCUCCAAGAAAGAGCUAAUAUUACUGAAUUACAGAACAAGCUGAGGAAUGCUUCCACAGAGUUCAACACAAAGAUCUCUUCUAUUCAGAAAGUUAUGAAUGUCUUCUCAAUUGUGGCACAAACAGUUAUAGCUGUGGUGUUUGUCUUCCAUUUGCUAGGAGGGUCAGUGGUAUAUGUGCUUAGGUAUGUGACAGAACCAAAAUAUGAUAACAUCUAUCUGACACACAGGCUGAUGGAACUAUUAAAGGCUGAAGGGGUGACCAGCAUCCCAAUACAUUACAAGAGGAAGUUUAUAAAAAGUACUGGGUGGAAGAUGACAAGACGGGAGAUUGAGAGAGGCCUGUUUGCUUCCAUAAAGAUCAUUUUGUACGGACUGAUAUCUGCAGUGAUUAUCGGCCUGGACCAUUUUGUCUUCUUUGUUCUGACAAAUCUAUUGGAAUGGGCGCACAAGGUUCCGGAGAUACACACUUCCAUCACAGUUAAAAUAAAGGUAUAUCUUGAUGGCUUUUUCGGAAAUGCGGCCUCUUUCUUCGGCAAACGUCCUAAAACAAUGGACAAAACAUAUUCUUAUGCAUUCCCGGUUCUGCCAUCUAACUGUGAGCCAAAUCUCCACCCACCGGAGUCCUCCUUGCAGGUGACAAUUGGAGCACUGUACAUUGUGGCUUUCAUCAUGCUCCUGGGAGAGGUGUAUGCCCGGCGGAUCCGCAGGAAAAUCAGUGCCUCCUUCUACAGAGACCGUGAAGAAGUGCGGGUCCAGUACCUUCUGGCAAAGAUGGUAGCGAACAGAGAGGGGUGUGAAAACUGACCUUGCUCUUCUGACAAGGUUAUGAGCCCAAUUUUUCUAGCAAUGUUCAGAAGUCUCUCAUGCCAAAGCUCAGCAGUUUUUAUAAUGGCACACAGUGCUUUGCUGCCAUAUCUGUUUCCCG